Molecule: messenger RNA, 858 nt
Organism: Mollisia scopiformis
Lineage: Eukaryota; Fungi; Ascomycota; Leotiomycetes; Helotiales; Mollisiaceae
Product: NAD(P)-binding protein
Exons: 3
Coding region: 1-858 (285 amino acids)
Molecular function (GO): oxidoreductase activity
Source: RefSeq, a predicted model, not a curated record
AUGACAACGUACAAAUUUGACGUCAGCGAACUGCAGAAGCUGAAAGGAAAAACAAUCUUGAUCACCGGUGCAUCAACGGGCAUAGGGCGGGCAACUGCGCAGAUUGCACAUGCGUCUGGUGCCAAUAUCGUUAUAGGGGACUGGAACGUAGAUGAAGGGCGUGCUCUGGUAGAGGAGCUCAAACAGAAAGUCCUGUUUCAAAAAACAGAUGUCACAAAAUGGGAGGAUGUUCUCGCGCUGUUCGAGGCGGCGCACCAACGUUUCGGCGUCAUUCACGCAGUCCUCUCAAACGCAGGCAUCAACUCUGAGAACCUCCUCGACACCGAAUUCGACAAGGAGACAGGCGCACUUCUACCCCCAAACUUGAAGUCGCUGGAUGUCAACUUGGUGGGCACUUUAUACAUGGUGAAAGUCGCACUUUAUUACUUCGAGAAGUGGCCCCAAAUACAAUCUCAAAUUGUGUUAACGGCCUCGGCUGCAAGCUUCAUCGACACUCCGCCACUGCAUGUCUACUGUGCGGGAAAGGCUGGCGUUCUUGGACUUAUGCGAUCUUUACGUACGCAGGUAAUUAAGAAGAAUGCGACAAUCAACGUUAUUGCACCAUGGCUUACCGUGACGCCAAUGUUAUUGCCAGCGUUGCUGGACAUAUGGGGGACUUUGCCUGCUAAUAAACCGGCGGGAGUGGCACACGCUCUCCUGCUUCCAGUGGUGCGGCCUGAUGUGAAUGGGAAGGCUUUCUUUGUCGCUGGUCAUGAAAUCGUAGAUUUCGAGGACAAGCUGCAUGAAACACAACCUCUGUGGAUGGGCAAACAAUUGAGUGAGGACGUUGAUGAGGGACAACGGAGAUUGAUCCCGUAG